AUGGGUGUUAAUUUCUUAUUAAUAUUAACUGUCAUUGGAGCCGCAUCAGCACAGUUCGUAUACCGAGUAUGCGUCCCUAUUUCUCAAAAGCAUGUAUGCCAGCGCCUUGAAGUCCAAUGGAGUGCGGUGAAAUGCGAGCUGGUGGAAUCCAAAAUCGACUGCGCCCUAAAACUAUCUCGCGGUGAGGCUGAUCUCGGUGUAUUAUCUGAAGAGGAGGUGGCCCUGAUCCCGCAGCAUGCUUCUGGUAAAAACUUCAGAAUCGUGGGAUCCAUCAGAGAUGUGUCAAGGAGCGAACCCUUCGCCUUCGAAUCCGUGGCAGUGGUAUCAUCGAACCACACUGGUGGUCUGGAAGGUCUACGUGGAGGUCGCUACUGCCACCCAGGUCUGGAUGAACCAGAACUACGCUGGUCACCCAGGGUUUCAAAAUUCUUGGAGAAGAAGGUUGCUGAAACUGACCGCUGUCCCGAUGCAAACACCGACGGAAAGACAGCAGAAGAGAUGGAGGUGAAAGCGCUCUCCCAGUUCUUCAACAGCGCCUGCAGACCUGGGCCCUGGAGUGCUAAUAGCUCCGUAGAUGCAGAUUUGAAAAACCGUUACCAAUCAUUCUGCUCACUUUGUGGUGUCAGAUCGAACUGUGCCCGCUAUACCAGAGACAUGGAAGUGACAGUUGCCGGAGUACGAAAUGACAAUAGACACAUACAAGCAUUGCAAUGUCUUAGACAUGGUAAUACUCCAGGAGUAGCGUACGUAUCCUGGCAACACGUCCGCGAGUACUUUAAUCUCUGGAACCCACAAGAGGCAUCAUCCUAUUCCCUGUUAUGUCCUGACGAUUCCCUUGUAGUACUAAACAGCAAGGUCUUGGCUCAGCGUGUCGCUCCUUGCUCUUUUGUUAAGCAACCAUUGAGCGCCCUUAUUGCACCAACAUACCAAGCAAAAGGAAUCCAGAUAAACCUACAAAAGUGGUGGAAAAAUGGCGCCAGUCCUGCUGGCAAUUCCUGGCAAACGGUGCUUUUUGAAGCCAUUGUUGGAGGCUCCAAUGCGAGGGUUUCGUUCGACAAAUCUUUGCCUAAUUUGUCUUACUCUGCUAACUUGCGAAACAUCCCACCAAUCGACGCGUCUCCAAGCUGUAUCCCAGCCCGUCGCUGGUGCACUAUCUCCGAAUCUGAACACUCCAAGUGUCUCUGGGUGCAAUUAGCUGCGCAUACCCUGGGAAUCGAACCAGCGAUUUCCUGCCAACAGAGGAAGUCUGUCUUCGAAUGUUUUGCCGCUAUCAAGGAUAACACUGCUGAUUUUAUUGCCGCACCAGCUAACUACGGAUUCAUGGCCCGACAAUACUACGGUCUGUUACCUGUGAAGCUAGUUCAAAACCUACGCAACAAUCCACGUGCGUUCUCCCGCGUCGUGACUCUUCUACGGGCUUCGAGUUCAAUUUCUAGCUUUGAAAACCUUCGUGGGAAAAAUGCUUGCUUCCCCGAGUUUGGUGGCAUCUCAUACGUAGCCUUCAACAGAGCGGCACAAGAAAACGGUGUGAUCUCUCGCUCAGAAUGCGACUACGCACGUGCGGUUGGGGAGUUCUUUGGUGACGCGUGCGCACCUGGAGCGCUCAACGCGUCCCAAAUCUCAGCAUCCAACUACGAUGUCAAGAGCCUUUGUUCCUUGUGUAAGCCGGCUGAUUCCGUAGCCCCAAAGGGAUCGAAAAUCUGUUCCUACGACUCCACCAACAAAUACUAUGGCAACGCAGGUGCAGUGGCCUGUUUAGCUGAUCCAGAAAGUGAUGUAGCGUUUGUGGCAUUGGAGAAUAUCGAUGCUAAUCUAAAGGCGGCGGGUCUCGAAGCAUCUCAAAUUCGAGUUCUCUGUCGCAACAAUACCUUGGCGUUGUCGACUGGUGUUUCGGUCAACUCGAACUGUCUCCUCGCUGAUGUUGUUGACUCCGAGGUGUUGACACGAAGAAACGACCCACUCCUUAAUAGCUUGAACGCUCUGUUGGACACUCUUGACGUACACUUUGGGUACUUCACGGACACCCAACUCAUCAAUUUGCCGAUUUACUCAUCGUUCGAUGGUGUGAACGACCUUCUCUUCAAAAACACAGUAGUUGGUUUAACAGAGCCUACUAGCAGCACAGUGAAUGAAGCUGCCCGGAAUUACCAUGAGCUCUUCCAACAUUUCGACUCCUGCGUCAGGAAUUAG
Molecule: messenger RNA, 2190 nt
Organism: Pieris macdunnoughi
Lineage: Eukaryota; Metazoa; Arthropoda; Insecta; Lepidoptera; Pieridae
Source: the annotation of a GenBank genome assembly